AAAAAAAUAAAAGAAGGAGGAAAUGGAAAAAGCGUCAAAAAUAGAAAAAACAAAAAAAGAAAACAAUUGCACCGUCUAUGUCGGCGACUUAUCUCUCAAGGCUGUUGAAUCGGAUCUUUACAAGAUCUUCAGCACUGUUGGCUCCAUUAUAACGAUCAAACUGGUCAAGCCGGCCAUGGAUAACUUUCCAAACUACACGACGUGUUACGCUUACGUUCUCUUUUCCCAGGAGGAGGAGGCAUUGGAGGCGGUGAAUAAGCUCAAUUUCUUCAAAGUGCACGACAAGGAGAUGCGUGUGAUGCUGUACGACAAGGAGCGGAUCAAGAGCAUGGAUCGCGGCAAUAUCGUAAUCAAGAACUUGUCUGCAGAUUGCGACAGCAAAACGCUCCAUGAUACGUUUUCGAUUUUUGGUGAGAUUCUGAGCUGCAAAGUUGCGCUGAACUCACAAGGAAAAUGCAAAGGCUUUGGCUUCGUUCAGUUUAAGAACAAGAACGGCGCUAGAAAGGCGCUGAAGUUCGGAACAGAAAUGCAAAUGGACGGGCAUGCAAUAAAAGUGGAGAAAUAUGAAAAAAAUUACAAGAUAAAGACGGGCAGCAGGGCCUUUACCAAUGUGUUUUUCAAGAACUUUCCCUUGACUACCACCGAACAAGAGAUGAAGGACAUCUUCAUGAGCAUCGGCAAAGUGUCAUCUUUUUAUUUUGCUGCCAAGCCCGAUGGAACACUGAGAGGAUUCGGCUUUGCUAACUAUGAAAAUGCAACUGAUGCUCAGCGGGCUAUCGAUGAACUCUCCGGUAAGGACGUUUUUGAGGGAAAAUAUCCCGAACCGUUCUAUGUGCAGCAAGCGCAGACAAAACAACAGCGCUUAGACUCGCUGAGCUCAGCAUUUGAGAAGCUCAGUAUGAGUGGGCUCAAUUACAAGAGGAAUCUCUACGUAACACGGUUGCCGAAUACGUACGGUAAGGAGGAGGUGCAGGAGCUUUUCAGUCAGUUUGGAAAGGUGAUUUCAGUAUGUGUUGGCAAAGACAACGUUGUUAAUGAGGACAAGAACUGGGCAUAUGUGUGCUUCUCCACGGCUGACGAGGCCAGCAUAGCCGUUGAGAAAGGCAACGAGAUCUACAUUGAUUCGGUCAAGAUCAACAUCACGUACUUCAAGAGCAAGAACGAGCGCGAACAGGAUUACAUCAAUGACAACAUGCAGCGAUAUGCGCUUAAGACAGGUUUUCGGCAGAGCAUCGGCCGACCAACAUCUUUCCUGUUCAAAAAGACUGAUACUCUCCGCUAUAAUUUGCAGCGAAAGACGUACGAUAAGAAGCAAAUGGGAGGCGAUCUGUACGGUCUUGUGCUCUCGCUGGCGCCAACAUUCCAGCAAAAGUGGAAGAACCUAGGGAUCAAGGAUGAGGAAGAAUUUGCAACCAAGAUUACAGACCUGCUUCUCAAGCGGUCGUCGACCGAAGUGCGAAACAUGAUAGGACUGGGAAAUGUUCUUACCCAGAAUAUUUCGGACACUCUGAACGACUUUAAUGAGGUGAGCUGCUGCGAUGGAAAGGAGAAUCUCUGAAGUAAACGAUGAGUUAUUCCAUUUUUUCUUGUGUUUGAGGUGUUUGCACCACGAGUUCUGUUAUUCCUUGCACGUUUCUGUGGUUAGUCGCGGGCACUUGCGUUCUUGAUUUGGUUGCUGGGUCCUCGCGCACUCGCCAGGCAAGGAUGCGUUAUCAAGGAGUACAAUUCUUGCUUUAAAACGUACAAUUUUGCUUAACAUGCAUAUCUCAGCGGGUACAUUUCAUUCCAAGAUGCGUAUUAUUAGCUACGUCUGUGAGGCAGAGAAAGGUGUGUGGUGUAUCGUAGCAUAG
Messenger RNA from Vavraia culicis subsp. floridensis, 1850 nucleotides. RefSeq lists its product as uncharacterized. The record is from RefSeq and is a predicted model, not a curated record. Gene Ontology annotation, molecular function: RNA binding. NCBI's taxonomy places the organism in Eukaryota, Fungi, Microsporidia, Pleistophoridae. Bases 23 to 1558 code for a protein of 511 amino acids. Gene Ontology annotation, cellular component: ribonucleoprotein complex. The transcript has a single exon.